Messenger RNA from Portunus trituberculatus (swimming crab), 1443 nucleotides. RefSeq names its product dynein axonemal intermediate chain 1-like. Gene Ontology annotation, biological process: cilium movement; outer dynein arm assembly. The coding region runs from base 1 to 1443 and encodes 480 amino acids. The record is from RefSeq and is a predicted model, not a curated record. Gene Ontology annotation, molecular function: dynein light chain binding; dynein heavy chain binding. The transcript is spliced from 9 exons. Gene Ontology annotation, cellular component: outer dynein arm. Lineage: Eukaryota; Metazoa; Arthropoda; Malacostraca; Decapoda; Portunidae.
AUGCUGGCCCGCGUCGCUCCUAAACUGCGCCUGCGCCGACGGGAGGAGCAGGGGGAUGAGGAGGGGGAGGGGGAGCACACUUCUGGAAGCCUUUUGAUAUCCCAAAGUGACGCCAAGAUCCCCAUCCCCCAGCAGCAGGGAACCAGAGAGCCGGAGGUCACCAUCCGCCUCAGUUCCAACAGCGCGCGGCUCCACAACCAGGUUCGUUAUGACCUCACAUGCGGAUCAUACCGACGGGUGCUGGUCAGCGAGGAUGACCUGACCCUUGAUUUGCUGACCCUUCCCUCUAGGAUAAUUCAUCGUGAUCUCCAUGAUCAAAUACAACAAAAGCAGCAGCAGGAGAAACAACAUGAUAAACAGUCAUCAAAAGAAGAUGGUGAUGAGGCGCGACGUCUUAUGGAGGAGGUAUACCGGGACAUGGUGAAUCCUGAAGACUUGGCAAAACUCGACUCACAACCCAACCCUUUCAACUUCUCCGAGAGAGUCUCCCAAACUAACAGAUUCUCUAAAAGGAACCUGUCGAUGCAGACGGAGGCUCCACCGAGUACCACUUUCGGCCUCACCGUAAGUCCCGCUUUGAUCCAAGACGCUUACCUAGAAAACUACGAAAAUCAACUGGAGAAGGAGAUGGAGAGAGAGCUGGAGGAGAGGGAAAGAGAUCGAGGAAACAAAGGCAGGGAGACGCCACCUCCUGGAAGCCUUGACCCUCUAGAACUAACGGGAAGCACUGGACAACGGCACGGGCAAGAAACAGUCGGCCUGGCGGGCCUAUCACAUGCUGCAAAAGUUGUGGAGAGGAUGGUCAACCAGAACACUUAUGAUGACAUCACUCAAGACUUCCGCUACUGGGAGGAUGGCAGUGAUGAGUUCCGGCCGCUAGAGGGAUCGCUGCUUCCUCUAUGGAAAUUCACUCAUGAUGGCUCCCGACACCUAAUUGUGACAGACGUAUGCUGGAGUCCCAUCUACAGUGACCUCUUCGCGGCAGCCUAUGCCCCGGCCGAUGAGGGCGGGGGCGGGUCAGUAGGUGGAGGAAUGCUUUGCCUCUACACGCUUAAAAAUCCCUCCACACCAGAGAGAGUGUUCCGGGCACCGUGCGGUGUCACAUGCAUGUCCUUCCAUCCUCAGUAUGGGAGUGUGUUGGCGGCAGGCUGGGCCGACGGCACAGUGGUAGUGUACGAGGCCAGGCCUCCUGGAAGACCAGGACAGCUGUCUUCCUCCACAGGCAGCGGCAAGCACUUAUUGCCUGUAUCACAGGUACAGUGGGUGUCGACAGACCCUGGGGAGGACUUAUGUUUGUACUCGGUAGCUCAGGACGGAAGACUUACCCAGUGGCAUGUGCACUCAUCGGUUCUUGUGCACACUGACCUGUUGAUGUUCAAACCUGACCAGCCACAAACACCCGCAUCUCAAGAUCGGGUAAUGCUUGAAGGUAGGUGUGUGUAA